GGAAGCACGGAUUCAACAUACUCGCAAGGCUCAGAGGGAGAGGGAUCGGUCUACGCGGAGACAUAUCAUGGGUUUAUGUUUGGGGAUCAUGACCAUGGAGAAGGGAGUCAAAAGUAUGCGGACGGCGCCGAGCGGAAAAAUAAUAACCAGAACCGGGAACUACCACAGAUCUUCUCCCCAACUACUGCGAGAACACCCAGUCCUCCGCUUGAGAGCCACUACCGACGCCACACUCCGAUUGCACCUCCCGUCCAACCUCGAGCCAGGUUAGGAGGACGAGGUGAAGUAGAACCAACAAGUCCAACUCCCAUACGCACCAUCACUGUAGCACGCAUCACAAGGAAACCAGCAAGACUGAGACCAGUGAGCACCCAGCAAGAUUUGAGGACUCCUUCUCCGCUGUCGGCUACGUUGAAAGGGCCGGGGCCACAUGUCCCGGAUGGAGAUCAAUGGGAGACUUCCCCGGAUACUUCCACGAACGGUGCUUCUGCUGCUGGUGGUGCCAGUCAAGGGGCUCCGAUGUUUGCUAGGGAGUUGACUGCCAGUCCUGAGGUGAUGAGUUCUGUUGCGGAAGAGGAGGAUGAGAGGAGGGGAAUGGUGAGUAGGUGGUCGACAGACUCGUCGGACUUGUCGGACUCGUCGGAUGAGGAGGCAAUAGAUAUGGAGGUGUCGCCUGUUCCUGGUUCUCUUACUCGGGAGGUAGGACGAGAGGCAGGGCAAGAGUCUGCACAAAAGCCGUCGGAAGAAUAUCAUGAAGCUCAAGAAGUAGCGCAAGAAACACCAUCCGCACGAGACAGCACCAACACCAGCAGCGGCAGCGAUCCCUCCCCUGCUUCCCAAAAAUACAAACGGACCGAGAAACAAUACAGCGAAGACGCAACACUCCCGUUCAACAACCUCACCACCCAGCUUGCGGCUCUCGAAGCGUCCCUUAAUCACCUCGUCUCUCACGCCAGUGAUCUCGACACAGCCUUCGGCCAAGUGCGUGAUGCCAUGAUCGCUUUGCGUGAGAAGGUGACGGAGACGUUGGCUGAUACCCAGCAGUUCCUUGAUGAGAUUCAGGGAGUGGAGGGACAACUGGCGGAGGUGAGGAGGGCUAUGAAGGGGAAGGGGAAGGAGAAAGAAUUUGUUGGCAGCAGUGACGGAAACCAAGAUGGGAGGGAAGAAGACAAGGGACAAGGAGAAGAGAAUGAUAAUGACAAAGGUAAGGAAGUGGAACAAGACAUGCAGUUUGUUGGUGAGGACGGUAUUGACAGAUGAACUAGGAGAUCAACGAGAACAAGGAAGAGAGGUGGAUCAAAGAACGGAGCAGAAAGAAGAACAACACCAUCCAGAGACAUCACCGGAUAUGUCGCCGAAGGAACCUCCAAGACGACCACGGAGGGGACCACCGAGCGGACCGGCGCCGGGAGGGACGGAGUGGGUUUGAUGUCAGUCCGGACCCCGGAGCCUUGAGUUCGGGUAAGGCUUGAGAUGGGAGAGGUGUUGGUGACGAGGAGGGAAGAGGAGGAAAGGGGGAAAUAAACAAAACCGAGCGUAGAAUUGACCACUUUCACAACAUGAUGACGAUGCCCAACGUGAAUGUCGCUUGACAGAUGAGGUCUCACACUGUCCCAACAAGUAGUGAGCAUCACCAUUGACAUGUUCUAGGUGAAAGUGCCUCAUUUUUGUGGCGAGAUGCCGUAUCAUUGCCAAACCAUCAUGUCGAUGCUGUGAUGUUUAUAGCAGAGAAUAACAA
Messenger RNA from Neurospora tetraspora, 1738 nucleotides. RefSeq lists its product as uncharacterized. Lineage: Eukaryota; Fungi; Ascomycota; Sordariomycetes; Sordariales; Sordariaceae. Bases 76 to 1260 code for a protein of 394 amino acids. The record is from RefSeq and is a predicted model, not a curated record. The transcript has a single exon.